This is a messenger RNA of Diaporthe amygdali, 1710 nucleotides long. RefSeq names its product cytochrome p450 97b3. The record is from RefSeq and is a predicted model, not a curated record. Lineage: Eukaryota; Fungi; Ascomycota; Sordariomycetes; Diaporthales; Diaporthaceae. The transcript has 3 exons. The coding region runs from base 1 to 1710 and encodes 569 amino acids. Gene Ontology annotation, molecular function: iron ion binding; heme binding; monooxygenase activity.
AUGGAUUUCCCAUGGAAACGGGUGACGGCGGUUGCUGCCGUCGCCGCAUACGUCGCCACUUCGACGCUUAAACAGGCAUGGUCACGAUCAACCUUCACCAACUACUUCGCCGUCAGCUGGCUACUGAGCUUCCUCUGCUGGGCGUCGUGGACCGUCAUCCUCUAUCCCAAAUGCUUCUCGCCUCUAUUAGGCUUGCCUGAACCACCGAAUCCAUCAUGGAUCAAUGGACAAUACGCAAAGAUUCGGGAACUUCCAACGGGUGUCCCGAUGCUCGACUGGGUCAACUCCGUGCCCAACAAUGGCAUGAUCCGCUAUCUGGGCUUGCUCAACCAGGAGCGCCUCCUGCUCACCUCACCUAAGGCCCUGGCUGAGGUGCUCGUCACCAAGAACUACGACUUUGCGAAGCCCGGCAUGGUGCGGUACUCAAUCGGCCGCAUCCUGGGCGUCGGCGUCCUCCUGGCCGAGGGCGAGGAGCACAAAUUCCAGCGCAAAAACCUCAUGCCCGCGUUUGCAUUCCGCCACACUAAGGACUUGUAUCCCGUAUUCUGGGACAAGGCGCGCGAAGGUGUCCAGGCCAUGACGGAGCAGAUCCUCGUUGAUGCGGCCAAGGAACCAGCUUCUCCGGCCUCUCAGGACCCAGAAAAGGCAGCGAGCGAGAAGGCGGGCAGAGCCAAAGUAGCAAUACUCGAGGUUGGAGGAUGGGCUUCGCGGAUCACCCUCGACAUCAUCGGCCUCGCUGGUCUGGGGCGGGACUUCGGCGCCAUAGCAGACCCGACGAACAAGCUGUUCCAGACAUACAACCAUCUCUUCAGGCCUUCGCGCCAGGCACGCUUUCUGGCCACAUUGGGCCUCAUCCUUCCGGCGUGGUUUGUCACCCGGCUGCCGGUGCGGCGCAACGAGGACGUGCAGGAGGCGGCCAAGGUGAUCCGCUCGGUGUGCUUCGACCUGAUCCGCGAGAAGAAGGAGAAGCUGGCGCGCAAGGAGCUGACGGACGUGGACAUCCUGUCGGUGGCGCUCGAGAGCGGCGGCUUCAGCGAGGACAACCUGGUGGACCAGCUGAUGACGUUCCUGGCCGCGGGCCACGAGACGACGGCCAGCAGCAUGACGUGGGCCAUAUACAUGCUGUGCCUGCACCCGGGCGUGCAGGCGCGGCUGCGGCAGGAGAUCAGGGAGCGGCUUCCGUCCAUCGAUGACGGCGGCGCCAGCAUCUCCAGCCUCGACAUUGACCACAUGCCCUACCUCAACGCUGUGUGCUCCGAGGUCCUGCGGUACUUCUCCCCGGUGCCCAUGACGCUGCGCGAGGCUGCCGUCGACACCACCAUUCAGGGCCGGCGUGUCCCCAAGGGCACACGCAUUGUCAUCUCCCCAGCCGCCACGAACAAGGACACCGCCCUAUGGGGUACCGACGCCACCAAGUUCAACCCUGACAGGUGGAUGCCCAAGCACGACGGCGACAAGAGUGCGGCAUCCGGCGGCUCGAGUAGCAACUAUGCCUUCAUGACCUUCCUGCAUGGUCCUAGGAGCUGCAUCGGCAUGAACUUUGCCAGGGCCGAGUUCGCGUGCUUGCUAGCGGCCUGGGUAGGCCGAAUGGAAUUUGAGCUGAGGGACAAGGCGGAGAUGGACGAGAAGAACAUGGAAAUUAAAGCGGGUGUGACGUCUAGGCCGGCAAAGGGCCUGUGGGUGAAGGCGACAGUGCUGGAGGGAUGGUGA